Molecule: messenger RNA, 498 nt
Organism: Cyclocybe aegerita
Lineage: Eukaryota; Fungi; Basidiomycota; Agaricomycetes; Agaricales; Hemipholiotaceae
Source: the annotation of a GenBank genome assembly
AUGUUGUUGUACGAAGACAUUAUCUCGGGAGACGAACUCUUCUCCGAUGCCUUCCCCAUGAAGGAAGUCGAUGGCAUCGUGUAUGAGGUUGACUGUGCGAUGAUCGUUGUGAAAGCUGGAGCAGAUGUCGACAUCGGCGCUAACCCCUCCGCUGAGGAGCAGGAUGAGGCUCUGGAAGACGGCGCCACCUCAGUAAACAACAUCGUCCAUUCCUUUAGGCUUCAGUCGACAUCGUUCGAUAAGAAGUCAUACUUGGCUUAUCUCAAAGGUUACAUGAAAGCGGUGAAGGAAAAAUUGCCCGCAGAGAGAGUUGCCGAGUUCGAGAAAGGUGCAGCUGCAUACGCCAAGAAAAUCAUCGCCAAUUUCAAGGAUUUCGAAUUCUACACCGGCGAAAACAUGAAUCCAGACGGUAUGGUUGCACUCCUCAAUUAUCGCGAGGAUGGUGUCACCCCAUAUUUCACGUUCUGGAAAGAUGGGACCAAACAGGUGAAACUUUGA